This is a messenger RNA of Chlamydomonas reinhardtii, 2302 nucleotides long. RefSeq lists its product as uncharacterized. The transcript is spliced from 8 exons. Bases 215 to 1264 code for a protein of 349 amino acids. NCBI's taxonomy places the organism in Eukaryota, Viridiplantae, Chlorophyta, Chlorophyceae, Chlamydomonadales, Chlamydomonadaceae. The record is from RefSeq and is a predicted model, not a curated record. Gene Ontology annotation, molecular function: protein binding.
GUGCGUAGGCCAAAUGUGCUUGCAGACCCAACUCGCUUGUCCUGACUGAUGUAACCUAUACAUAUCUCAAUGUGACAGAGCCGCGGUCUGCGCGCUGGACGUUUCCGCCGGUUGGGUUCCGUCCUCAGGGAUUCGCUCGUAAAUCGAGGGCUGGCUGCUGUUUUUUGCAGACCACUUUGUAAGCCGCUCCUGAAUGAACCAAGCCAACCGAACAAUGUCACAGCAUGCCGGAGGACUUCCAGCGAGCGACGGGCGCACGGACGUGAUGGGGAGCAGCAGCGAACGAUUGCCAGCAGGUUCUGGUAGCUGCCUACACCCUGGCUGCAGCGGAUUGUGCUGUCUGGCAAAAGCCCCAGUCUCCGACACCAUCGUCGUUUCUACCGCGGCCCCCUCCGCGGGUUGUGACCUGAAGCUGGUGUGCUGCGACGGCGCGCUGAUGGCCAGCCGCUGCGUGCUGUGCCGCGCCUCGUCCGUGCUGCGGUCAACGCUGGAGCUGGAGCUGCCGGAAGCAGGCGAGCUGCGCCUGCCGGCAGACAAGGCCGAGUCGUGGCGCAUGGCCCUCAGCUUGCUGAGCCUGGAGGCGUACCCGCUAUCGCUCGUGACAUCGGACAACGUCGUGGACCUGCUGCUGCUGGCCGACAAGUACGACAUACCCAUCGUCCGGGGCGCCUGUGCGCACUUCCUGCACCUGAACGCGCGGCAGCUAUCUCUAGUGCCGCCGCUGUCCUCUGCCUCCAACCUGCUCACCGCCGCCAGCCUGGUCAUCAAGUUCGUACAGCCGUACCCGGGGCUGCAGCAGUACGGCAGUACGGUACAGGCCCGACUGGAUGAUGAGCUGGCGAUGCUGAGGAUGCCGCCGGACGUGCUGCUGGCGGCUGUCCAGGCUGCGGGCGGCCCGGGCGCCCCGGACCGCGCCGCCUCCGCUCUGGCGGCCUGGCAGCGCGACCUGGUGCGGCUGACGUCCGAGCUGCACGUCCUGGUGGGCGCCGCCGACUACGCAGGCACCGUGGCGCCGGAGGUGCAGGCGGCUGUGACCUUGGGGCUGCUGGCGGCGGUGCGGCACAGCGCCUCCCGUGUGGCGCCCACGUGCGGCCGCUGCGGCGGCGUGCUGCAGGCGGGCCCAGGGGCACUGCACGCAGACUGCGCGGCAGCGCAAUACACAGACCUGCACACACGCGGCUGCCGGCUGUGCAAUGCGCCCAUGCUGCCCACCCAUGCGCGCUUCUGCAACUCGUGCGCCUACCGCAAGCACAAGAAGUCAUAAGGUGACACGGCGGGCGGCGGGGCGGGGCUGCGGGACGGGGCGUGCUGAGGAGGCCGCAUGCUUGCAAGGGCAGAAGGAAGGCGGGGCAUCGCCGGACAUGAACCAUGGGAGCAGGGUGAUGGGGUGUACAGUAAGGCAUGAGGCGUAGGCUGGAGAGUUCACUCAGCUUAGGCCGCGCGAUUGUGUGUAAGUGUUUCUACGUCAUCGGAAUAUGUGGAGAGCCCCGCGAGUUAAUUUGCAUUGCGAGAUAAAGUGGAGGGCAGCUUCACGCAGGAUGAGUCCCAGAUGCAGAGCAGGGCCUGUGGACCUGCAAGUUGAAGUGCUGACGAACAAUCAAGACAUGAUGGGUUGGGGUUGAUUGUGUGAUGAUGUCAUUGUGUUUGGUGUUACCAUACAGUAUGGUGGAAUUUGCGUGUAGUCAUGGCCGGACUAGAUUGUGCAUAUGAGCUAGGUGGGCACGGUAUGUCUGAGUGCGGAGUGUUGGUGUCAGCUGUUCCAAGACCGGCGGGGGAAUUGGCCGCGACCGCGUAGUAUCGGUGUAGCGCACGAGGCAGUCGUUGUUGCCGAGGGACAGCGUUGGGGGGCGUGGGCAUGCCGUGAGCUAGAAGCGGGAUAAAACCACUCGCCAAGUUUUGGGUCACUCACAGGCACUCGCCAAGUAAACGUGGUGACUUUCUCCCGGCUCUGAGACAAACUUGGUGUGUGGUUUAAUCCCGCUUCUAAAGUGGGCGCACGGCAUGCCAACACCGCCCCUCAGCAACUACCGUCUGCAGUCUGCCCGCGCUACACCGUAAAUUUUGGGGCGCGAUACGUGUCGGUUUGGGCGGGAAAGGCGGCAGGAAAGGCAGGCGGGAAGGGGGCAUCAGUUGAUGGGACUGUAUGGGACUCUUGAUGGGACCGGAUGGGACUUGCAAUGCAUUGGGCGCUGACUAACCGCACAUCAUCUGGCAAUUUGUUUCCACAGUUUGUUGCGAUAGAAGCGUUUCUGCGCUGCUACGGGUGGCUUGCUGAUCAUAUGUUGACAUUUGCGGUAACUCG